AUUUUGGCAUCUAAGAGCGAUUCUCAUUUGAAGCACUUAUUGCAACGCGCUCCUGAAUAUUGUCCAGAAUCAAUGAGAGAGGUUUGGGGCUGUAUAAAUUCUUCUUUGCCAGGUGUUUUGAAAAAAUCUGAUGGCUGGGUUGGCUUAGGGUGCUGUGAAUUAGCUGUUGCUGUAGAAUGUCGACAAGCAUGUAAACAGGCAUCUUCAAAAAAUGAUAUUUUGAAAAUUUGCAGGAAAGAAUAUGAGAACACCCUUUUUAGUUGUAUUAACAGAAAUGAAAUGGGAUCAGUUUGCUGCAGUUACGCUGGCCAUCAAACAAAUUGCUGGGAAUACUGUCAAGCAAUCUUUCGAACAGAUACUUCACCAGGCCCUUCCCAGAUAAAAACUCUUGAAAGUUACUGUGUCUCUGUGAGUCCACUGUUAGUGAAUUGUGUGAAUAACUAUACACAGUCAUAUCCAAUGAGAAAUUCAACAGAUAGUUUAUACUGCUGUGAUAGAGCAGAAGAUUAUGUUUGCCAAACAGCUUGUAAAAGGAUACUGAUGUCAAUGAAAACAGAACAUGAAAUUGUGGAUGGACUUAUUGAAAGCUGUAAAACAAUGCCUCUUCCACAGGAUCCUCUUUGGCAAUGUUUCUUGGAGAGCUCAAGAUCUGUUCAUCCUGGAGUGACACUGCAUCCACCACCUUCAACAGUUCUGGAUAGUGCUAAGUUGCACUGCUGUUCAAAAGCAAAUACUUCCUUGUGUAGAGAUGUAUGCACUAAACUUUAUACAAGCAGCUGGGGCAAUACACAAAGCUGGCAAGAAUUUGAUCGUUUUUGUGAAUAUAAUCCAGUUGAAGUUUCCAUGUUGACUUGCUUAGCAGAUGUACGUGAACCUUGUCAGUUGGGCUGUAGAAAUCUUACUUUCUGCACUAAUUUUAAUAACAG
Molecule: messenger RNA, 926 nt
Organism: Python bivittatus (Burmese python)
Lineage: Eukaryota; Metazoa; Chordata; Lepidosauria; Squamata; Pythonidae
Source: RefSeq, a predicted model, not a curated record